Molecule: messenger RNA, 1539 nt
Organism: Hibiscus syriacus
Lineage: Eukaryota; Viridiplantae; Streptophyta; Magnoliopsida; Malvales; Malvaceae
Product: WD repeat-containing protein PCN-like
Exons: 10
Coding region: 1-1524 (507 amino acids)
Biological process (GO): meristem maintenance; meristem growth
Molecular function (GO): protein binding
Source: RefSeq, a predicted model, not a curated record
AUGACUGAAAUCUAUCACCUUCCAAGGCUGGGGUAUUCCUGGCAUCGUGUAGCAAUCUGGGAGGCAGUUCCAGGCACUUUUGAGCAAUUCAUUGGGGUUGGAGAAGAUGGUGUGUAUUACAAGACCAUUCAUGGAGGUUCUACUUGUCGAGUUUCGUCGCUGGUGUGGUGUCGCGUUGGAUCAAAAGACCUGUCUUCUGGCAGGUUGUUCUCCUCCAGUAUUGAUGGCUCAGUCUCGGAAUGGGAUCUUUUUUACUUGAAGCAGAAGUUGCCUUACUAUUGUGCUAGAGUCAAUUGGGGUUUGACCAACAGUGUAGCAAUUGCUUGUGAUGGAGUUGUGAGGAUUUACACUAUUUCUGAUAUGGAUACCCUAAAUCAUUGCCCCGGGAUGCCAAGUGUGACCUGGAAUCAUGAUUCAAAUAGAAUAUAUUCAGGGAGUAGUGAUGGAAGUGUAGUUGCUCUUGGAAGUUUGGGCAGUGGGCCUGAGCUUUGCAUAUGGUCAUUCAUAUCAGAUCUACUAUCUCAACUGAAUGAGCACUCAGUUGCAAUAUGUGGUGUGGAACUGUUGUUAGUGCAGACAGCACUGGAUCUGUUCAGUUCUGGAAUGGUGGUAAUGGGACUCUUCUCCAGUGCACACUCUAUCCACAAAGGUGAUGUAAAUGUCUUGGCAGCAGCUUCAAGUCAGAACAAGGUGUUCUCUGCUGGGUCUGAUGGACAGGUUAUUCUUUAUAUGUUUUCCAGUGAGAUGCUUCAGUCUGAUAAAAAGGAAUCAUCUCCUGAAAUUUUGAAGAAAUGGGUAUUUGUCAGUUCUGUAAGGGCUCAUACCCAUGAUGUUAGAGGCUUGACAAUGGCAGUUGCCUUCAGUUCUGAAGGCUCUUUAUCCGAUGAGGCAAAAGACUUCCAAGAAGACAAGAGGAAAAAAGUAAAAAGAAUCCGAUCAAGAGAGAAGAAGCCCCUUGAUUUCAGUUAUGGUAAAUGGGCUCAUUUUGGAGUUCCCAUGCUUGUCUCUGCUGGUGAUGAUGUGAAGCUGUUUGCCUACUCUGCAAAAGAUUUUACUAGGUUCUCCCCACGUGAUAUUUGCCCUGCACCUCAGAGAGUUUCAAUACAACUGGUCACUAGCACAAGGUUCAAUCGGACUUCUUUUCUCCUAGUUCAAGCUUCUUGUUGGUUAGAUGUGCUCACUGUUCAAAUUCCUGAUGUGGGUUCUGGUCCCUAUGGUGAUCCUGUGACCACUAAUUUAGUAGCUCGGGUUAAGAGUAAGGCUUGUAGGAAAAUCGUUUGCAGUGCAAUGUCUAACUCAGGGGAGCUUUUUGGUUAUUCUGACCACAUUAGAUCCACUCUAUUUGCACUAAGUAGGCAAGCUGGCCAAAGUACAUGGACCAUUAGUAAAAGGCAAUUUCCCCAGAAACUUCCAUCUGCACAUUCUAUGGUUUUUACCUCUGAUGGAUCACGGUUGCUGAUAGCAGGGCAUGAUAGAAAGAUCUAUGUAAGCCUCUACCCACAUGGCUUUCUUGUAUUACCCUAGUUAUACUUUUUAAAU